UUUUUCUUUUUAUUUUGACAUUUGACAGCAUUUGUCAUUUUGCGCUGAUUUUUUAAAGCGUCAGAAGGCGAAUAGAAAACUGAAAAUUCGUCUCAUAUAAAAAUAAUUUUCUUCCAGUAUUUAGGAUACAAAUUACAUCAGGAUGCUGAUCAAAGUGAAGACCCUUACUGGAAAGGAAAUCGAAAUCGACAUUGAACCCACGGAUAAAGUGGACCGCAUCAAGGAAAGGGUCGAGGAAAAAGAAGGCAUCCCCCCUCAACAGCAGCGUCUUAUCUUUUCCGGAAAGCAAAUGAAUGACGACAAAACCGCACAGGAUUACAAAGUGCAAGGAGGUUCAGUGCUUCAUUUGGUACUGGCUCUUCGCGGCGGAAGUCCUUAGAAUUGAAUGUUGUUGAAACCCCAAGCAGGAUGAAGGGAUGAUUCGUGAUGCGUGUGACGCAGUGUGGCUACUCAAGUCCAGAUUGAAAUGGCGGUAAAACGAUGGCUCACUUUUGAUUCUCUAUUCCUAUAAGGUUUAAAUUAUUUUGUUUUAUUAUAAACUACUACAAAUAAAACUUCUAUGGAAAAGUGAUCUGAAAAAAAAACUGUGUGCUAAUGACA
This is a messenger RNA of Armigeres subalbatus, 600 nucleotides long. It is a transcript of the gene Nedd8, whose product is annotated as NEDD8. Gene Ontology annotation, molecular function: ubiquitin protein ligase binding; protein tag activity. Gene Ontology annotation, biological process: modification-dependent protein catabolic process; protein neddylation; regulation of proteolysis. The transcript has 3 exons. The coding region runs from base 143 to 379 and encodes 78 amino acids. The record is from RefSeq and is a predicted model, not a curated record. Gene Ontology annotation, cellular component: nucleus; cytoplasm. NCBI's taxonomy places the organism in Eukaryota, Metazoa, Arthropoda, Insecta, Diptera, Culicidae.